AUGCCGAUCUGCCGGAAAACGAUAUACCUCCCCGACGAGGUCAUAGAGGAGGCAGGCCGCCCCCAAAACGGGCCGUAUAACCCACACAUCAUGGGUUCCUAUCCGCAGUACGCAAUGAACGACCCAAGCAUCGCCCUCCAAGUUCAGGGUCCAUACUCCCCGCCUCGUCAACAGUUUCCAAUGCUGGCUAGUCAGCGUGUCCGUCAGGAAGCAGGGCUAGGCCACGCGUGGGACAGAUACAAUAUCAAAAAGGUGUCCAAUGCCAAGGCUACUGCAGAUGAGGCGAUAUACUACACCGGACAUGAAGAUGUUUCGAUGAAUCACCAAGAGGCGGCCGGACAUGAAGGUGAUUCAGUGAAUCAUCAAGAAGCGGGCGGAUGUCCCGCCGGACAACAUGCACUGUCUAUGAGUGACCAGGAGUUGGGCGGGUCGUACGUCUCACAGGACAAUCAUGGUAUGAAUCAGCAACACAUGGGCGCUCCCUACGGUGGAGAAGAAACUUCGUCUAUGGAUCAGCAGAACAUGGGUGGGUUUCACGCCGAUCCAUGCACUCAGUCCGUGAAUGAUAAGGACAUGAGCGACUUGCACAAUACUCCCCCGCGUGAGCUAGAUCAUGUCCUUGGUACGGUCAUGGGGGUAGAAGAGAGCAAUCACCAAGCUGAGAUGAAUCCAAAUUCUGGACCCUCCGUUGCUCAAGACACCACUCGUAAGGGCAGGGCCACCCGGCAGGAACUCCGCCCUAUGCCCGGCGCCAAUGACCAGCUAAACGGCAAACUUGAUGAUAACGCGUCUGCCACCACGUCGAACAACGAACACGAGGACAACGGCCAGAGCGACGGUGGUCACACUCGUGGUGACGGCGGCGGCCUCUCGGAUGCGCCAGCAGCUCAAGCUACCGCAGCCGCCACGCCGGCGUCCUACAGCAUCCAGAACCCCGAUCACAAGUGGUUGAAUAAACCAACUGGAGCGACGAGGGGGCAAGAUUCCAAGGGAAAGAAACCAUACGACCCGCGGCUGAGAGAAUUGCAAAAGAAUGAGGAUGGUCUCUACUUCUCGUGCCUGGACGAAGCUAUGAGCGUGUACACGAGUGAGGCACGCUGGACCCCGCCGCUUCUCACAUCACCACCAACCCGCACCGAGAAAGUCCAGCUAGUCAAGCGCCUUACAGCUGCUAUAAUGAAUAUGGAGGGAAUCGCAGACAACAGCAAUCAUAAGUUCCAAAAGUGGGAGAGGAUGGUCUACGACCCCAUUGCCAUGGAACAUGUAGCCCACCGACUCGUGACGAGGUUACUUAGUUUACAUCUCCCAGGCCCAGAGCAAGGAUGGCGUGCCCCUAUUCUAGAUCCCACGGACCUAGCUCCAUCCAGGUAUGAAGAAAACCUGAAUUUCCAGCAGCGGUUCGACGCGAUCGAAGACCUCUUAUGGCAUCGCAAGGCGGCUUGUGGCUCGCUCUUGGACGGAAGUCUGUACGACGCGACAAUUGCUAGCCCGAAUCUGCGUUGGAAUUCUUAUCUCAUGAAUCAGCAUGCCAACAAGAAUAAGAAGGUCCAAAUCGAGAAGGGACGAGAAGCGAUGGGCAUGAAGAAAGGCAAGAAGCGCCGUGCUUCUGAGACGGAAACUGAUGAGGAAGAAGAGGGUGGCGAUGCCACUCCUGCCGAACGCCCCGUCAAACUUCGUUGCCUCAACCCGCGUUCUGUUCGACCCACUACCCAGAGCACCCAAGUGACUCUCCCUGGCGAGGACCAUGCGGAGGGAACCGAAGAGCAUGACGCGGAUCAGCAGAAAAAAUAUGCCCCGCUUAUUGUGGCUCUCGCUGCGAAUAACGCUGAGUCUGCCACCCCGAACGCGGAGGGAACCAGACUUACCCGUAGUCGCACCAGCGGACUCAACAAGGGUACCCCAAAGAAUGCCGAGAAGGGAGGUCGAAAUCGUAAAAGUGGAAAAAGUGGCGCCUAA
Molecule: messenger RNA, 1956 nt
Organism: Mytilinidion resinicola
Lineage: Eukaryota; Fungi; Ascomycota; Dothideomycetes; Mytilinidiales; Mytilinidiaceae
Exons: 7
Coding region: 1-1956 (651 amino acids)
Source: RefSeq, a predicted model, not a curated record